AUGCUGAACAAGGGGCCACGCUUCAAGGAGCUGGUCAAAUACUGGCUUCCCACUGCAGGUACAUGGGGUACUGUUGGUGCUGUGGGGCUGAUUUGGGCCACUGACUGGCGUCUGAUUCUGGAUUGGGUACCAUACAUCAAUGGCAAAUUUAAGAAGGACAAUUAAGCUAUCUUUUCAAUCUUAUGGUCUAGGGAUGGAGGACUUUUUGGGGACUGCUCU
Dromiciops gliroides (monito del monte) is the source of this 219-nucleotide messenger RNA. Its product is annotated as cytochrome b-c1 complex subunit 10-like. Gene Ontology annotation, cellular component: mitochondrial inner membrane. Gene Ontology annotation, biological process: mitochondrial electron transport, ubiquinol to cytochrome c. The record is from RefSeq and is a predicted model, not a curated record. Lineage: Eukaryota; Metazoa; Chordata; Mammalia; Microbiotheria; Microbiotheriidae. Bases 1 to 165 code for a protein of 54 amino acids. The transcript has a single exon.